Molecule: messenger RNA, 1443 nt
Organism: Pichia kudriavzevii
Lineage: Eukaryota; Fungi; Ascomycota; Pichiomycetes; Pichiales; Pichiaceae
Exons: 1
Coding region: 1-1443 (480 amino acids)
Biological process (GO): inositol phosphoceramide metabolic process; sphingolipid biosynthetic process
Cellular component (GO): inositol phosphoceramide synthase complex
Molecular function (GO): inositol phosphoceramide synthase activity
Source: RefSeq, a predicted model, not a curated record
AUGCUCUCGCUCCCGGCCCUUAUUAGGCGCCUGUAUUCCUCCUUUAUUUCGGCAAGAGAAAAGGGUAAUUCAUUGCCUGCAUUAAAGACAUCCUUUAACCCCCUCCCUAACUUCAAGACCUUCCCGGAGAGACUGGUCUCGGCAUCCAUAUCCAAUGUGGUCCAUUUCACGAUUAUCUUUCUUGUCUUUGUCUUCUCCAUCUCAAUAAUGCCUGUACCCCUACUUGUGAAAGCCAUUCUUAUCAUUGUCUUGAUUUACAUCAACUUUGCUCCAAUUUUCGCCCAGUUCUUUAACGGCGGCUUGCCGAUCCUCUCAUGGGUCAUUUUGUUCUUUAACUCAAAGAACAUACCUCUGUCAAUGAAGAGACCCAUCUCCGUCAAGGUCUUGCCCGCAUUGGAGACAAUCUUCUAUGGCGAUAAUUUAUCUGAAAUCUUGGCUUCUCAUACAAACACUUUCUUGGACUUGUUUGCUUGGUUCCCAUAUGGUAUAGUCCAUUUCUCCCUGCCCUUUGUUGUGGCAGCCCUUAUUUUUUUAUUUGCCCCCCCUAAAACCUUACCCCAAUUUUGUUGGUCCUUUGGUUAUAUGAAUUUGGUUGGCGUCAUUAUCCAAAACUUGGUUUUCUCAUGUGCUCCACCAUGGUAUAAAGUGCUGCAUGGGUUGGACAAGGCAAACUAUUCAAUGAAGGGAUCGCCAGGAGGAUUGGGUAGAAUCGAUGGACUGUUUGGUUUCGAUAUGUACACCUCGGGUUUCACCAAUUCUCCCUUGAUUUUCGGUGCUAUGCCCUCCUUGCAUUCGGGAUGUUCAACUAUGGACGCAUUAUGGUUGUCUUAUCUAUUCCCUAAAUUCACCCCUCUAUUUGUUUUCUACGUUUGCUGGUUAUGGUUCUCUACAAUGUAUUUGACUCAUCAUUACUUCAUCGAUGUUGUUGUUGGUUCUUGUUUGGCAAUUGGAUUCUUCACUGCAGUCAAAUGGAGAGGCAGAUUACCCGUAAAUGAUCUAUUUUGUAGGUGGGACCAUGAUACCCUGAAAUUCCAUGACAUUUGGAACGAGGACCCACUGAGGGAGAACUAUCCCUUGGACUUGGAGUCUUCAAAAGACUUGGAAAAUCAGAUACCUUUGAGUGAUUUGAAUUCAUCAUGUGAUGAACAACCAAGUUCACCAAAGGGAUUUAAUAGGAACCAGAAUAAUAACUUGGGUGAUAAGGGACAGGGAUUAGAACAAGUAGACGAUCAAGGAGAAGAAUAUGACAAUUACGAUUUUGAUGAUUCUGAUGACGACCAAAUUGCUGAAGCUAACGAUGUGGAGAAAUCGGCUAACAAAACAAUAAAGAAGACUCCAAAGUCAUACAAGGAAUCAUUCGAAGCAACAUUAUCUACAAACUUGAACUCACAAAUUACAAAUUUCCCAUCUUCCACUCAUAUACCUCUUAAUUCCAGUCGUUGA